CAGCUGGUGCCGACGCUGGCGUGGUAACAAAGCUGGUUCUCGCGCGCAGCUUCUGCUCUUAAGAUCUUUCGCCACGAUGGCUCUCCGUAGCAGUUUCGCUCGGCUCCUCCAGCAAGCGGGCUCCUCUCUGCGAGUCUCUCGGGAGCUCUCCCAUUCGGUGGCUAUCAUCGGGGCCCCCUUCUCCCUGGGCCAGAAAAGAAAAGGAGUGGAUCACGGUCCUGCAGCGGUCCGGAAUGCGGGGCUGGUCGGAAAGCUUUCCCGCAUGGGUUGUCAAGUAUAUGAUUUUGGAGACUUACGUUUCACCCCAGUGCCCAAUGAUGAACUGUACAAUAACCUGGUUAAGUACCCACGCUCUGUAGGAUUAGCUAACCAACUUCUGGCUGAUGCUGUGAAUGGAGCUGUGACAGCUGGGCAUAGCUGCAUAACCAUUGGAGGCGAUCAUAGUUUAGCACUUGGUUCUAUCAGUGGACAUGCAAGGCAAUACCCACAUCUCUGUGUGAUCUGGGUUGAUGCCCAUGCUGAUAUUAACACUCCACUCACAAGCCAAUCAAGAAAUCUCCAUGGGCAGCCGGUUUCAUUUCUUUUAAGAGAACUUCAGGAUAAGGUGCCAGUGCUUCCUGGAUUUUCCUGGCUGAAGCCCUGUCUUUCACAAUCAGAUAUUAUUUAUAUUGGUCUGAGAGACGUUGAUCCUGCGGAACAUUAUAUUCUGAAGAAUUAUGGCAUUCAAUAUUUUUCAAUGAGACAUAUUGAUGAUCUUGGAAUCCAGAAAGUGAUGGAAAAAACGUUUGACCAUCUUUUGGGAAGAGGGCCAAGACCAAUCCAUCUGAGCUUCGACAUUGAUGCCUUUGAUCCAUCACUGGCUGCAGCAACAGGGACGCCUGUCUUGGGUGGAUUAACAUAUCGUGAAGGCAUGUACAUUUCUGAGGAAAUACACAACACAGGCCUGCUUUCAGCUAUGGACCUUGUAGAAGUAAAUCCAUUCCUUGGAACUUCACAGGAAGAAGUGAAUGCAACAGCCAGUUUGGCAGUAGAUGUGAUUGCUACAAGCUUUGGGCAGACGAGAGAAGGAGCACACAUUGUUUUUGAGAACCUGCCAACACCUAGUUCGCCAGAUGAAUCAGAAAAUGAAGAGCAAGUCCGGCUUUAGGUCUCCCAAGUGGCAGCAGAUGCCAC
Messenger RNA from Protobothrops mucrosquamatus (brown spotted pit viper), 1173 nucleotides. RefSeq names its product arginase 2 (gene ARG2). Gene Ontology annotation, molecular function: arginase activity; manganese ion binding. Bases 77 to 1147 code for a protein of 356 amino acids. The record is from RefSeq and is a predicted model, not a curated record. NCBI's taxonomy places the organism in Eukaryota, Metazoa, Chordata, Lepidosauria, Squamata, Viperidae. The transcript has 8 exons. Gene Ontology annotation, cellular component: cytoplasm; mitochondrion.